ACACACACAUACACACAAACUUCCCCUCACCUGCCCCCCCCCCCUCCCCUCUCCCUCCCUCCUUUUUUAUUGUUUUUUUUCCACACUAUAAAAAUCUCACAUAAUCCUUUUUUUCUUUAACUUCUUUCCCUUUUGUUUUAAUUUUCAAAUCUAUACAAAAAAAAAAUGGUUAAAAUUUUGAUUUUACUCUCUGCUUUGGCUCUUGCUGUUAAGGCCCAAGUACAAUCCCCCACUUAUCAGUUCAACGUCACCUCUCCCAGCCCUAAUUCUCCAUAUGUUGCAAGUCAAAUUCUUCCUUGUAUUUAUGACAUUGCCAGUAACACGACUUCUGAUAAUCUUCAAUUAUCUAUUAGUUUGGUUGGAACCAAUAGUACAACCCCAAUGAUAAUGAGCGCUGAUAUCACUCAAGGGUUUAGUUUCCAAAAGCAAGUGGGUGGUGCCAUUGUUUUUGAACAUCAACUGAACUUUAACCUUCCUACCAAUACAACCGCCGGCCCUUAUCAAGUUGUGUUCUUCGAUAAUGUUUCUCAAACAAAUGUCAGCAUUCCUAUUACAAUCUCUGCGGCUCCUGCUCCUACAAUCUCCUCCCUUCCUUCUGGUUCAGUAACUGCUGCACCUACCACUUCUGCACCCGCCAAUAUCUUCGACAAAGGUAACUCAGCUAACGCUGGUUCUGAAAUUUCAAAACUCCUCCUCGCGGCCUCUCUCAUUCUUGCCUUUGUACACUUGUAAUAAAACCAAAUGAUAAUAAUUUAAUAUCUUAAUAUACUACUUAUAACAAACUUCAUGUAAUAAAAAAAAACUAAAAAAAAAAAAAGAAUAAUAAUAA
Messenger RNA from Mucor mucedo, 829 nucleotides. RefSeq lists its product as uncharacterized. NCBI's taxonomy places the organism in Eukaryota, Fungi, Mucoromycota, Mucoromycetes, Mucorales, Mucoraceae. The transcript is spliced from 3 exons. The record is from RefSeq and is a predicted model, not a curated record. Bases 166 to 732 code for a protein of 188 amino acids.